AUUGGCUAACAUAGGUUUCAUUCAAUCAAGGAGAGGUUUGUUAAACCGUUCUGAAGGGACGUGCUUGUGUUCAGUUUGAAAAAAAAAUGUCGGCUAGAAGAGGCUUUGGUAACACAGAGUACUUAAAAAAGAAAGUUCCACAGAAUCCAAAAUACCAGCAUGUAAAAACAAGGCUUGAUACAGGCAACAGCUUGAGCAAAUACAUGGAAAAAGUGGAAGAGAUCAAAAAAAAUUACAGAUAUAAGAAAGAUGAGCUGUUCAAAAGACUUAAAGUGACAACAUUUGCGCAGUUGGUCAUCCAGGUAGCUUCAGUAUCAGAUUUGAAUAAUGGUGAAAAUAAUGAGGAGUUAUGUAGGCUAGAUGACAACAGUUCAGUGCUGUCUGGCACAGAUGCAGAACUGCUUUCAGAAAGAACCAAUGGAAGGGGAGGCCCUGAGGGGACACUGCAGACUGCACCAGUGCAGUUUAUUGAUAACAAUAGUGAUUCAGGAGAAACAGAACUUUCACCAAGGUCAACACUUCAAAGUGUAAUAAGUGGCGUUGGAGAGAUGGAUCUAGAUAAGACUUCACAGAAGAAUGUAAACAGUACACCAGCUUCAAGCCCAAGAAUCACAAAUAAACCAUACACUGACUGCCCGUACUUGCUGCUAGAUGUUAGGGACAAAGAUGAGUAUGAACAAUGCCAUAUUAUUGGAGCAUACAAUUACCCCAUUGCAACACUGUCCCGGACGAUGAACCCAUACACAAAGGAAGUGCUGGAAUAUAAAAAUGCUUCUGGCAAGAUAAUUAUUCUUUAUGAUGAAGACGAGAGAGUUGCCAGCCAGGCCGCCACCACGAUGUGUGAAAGAGGAUUUGAGAAUCUGUUCAUGCUUUCAGGAGGAUUAAAAGUGAUAGCUCAGAAGUUCCCAGAAGGUUUGACAACUGGUUCAUUCCCACCAUUGUGCCAACAAUCAGUUCCACCAACAUCUGGUCGCAAACGCUCUGCUCCAAGACCACCAUCGUACCCUGCUGAAAAUAAGUGGCAAUUUACUCCUGAAGAUCUGAACAAAAUACAGUUUUAUUUGGAAGAUAUACUAAUUCCUACAAAUACCAACAGUCGUUUGAGUCGUCUUUCAAUGGGAAGUGCACAGUCAAAGGUAUCUAGUACAAGAUGCAGCUACACUCCAUCUGUUUCUGGCUCAGACAGCACCCGGACUCAAAGCAGCACUAGACAUUGGAAAUGACAAAUGUUUUGACUAGAAUAAAUGUUACUGUGUCGGAUGUCACCAGAAUGUUAUUUCAGCAUCAGGUGUAUUCUGUAAAUAUAUUUUAACUUAUUUUAAUCCAAAUAUAAAUGCAUCAAAUUAUGGUAACAUACAAAUAUGGUGCCAGGUGAGUGAUUAACAGCUCAUUUACUGAAUGUAGAUGUGUGCCGUACAAUAUCUUGCAAGUUGAUCAUUUCAUAUGAUCAAUACAUUAGCUGCUAUGUAUGCUGAAGCGGCCAACUUCACUCUCUCUAGAUCACUUGGCACAAUCAGUGGUGAUAUAUUAUUAAAUUAAAGAAUGUGCAUAGCCAGUGUCAUUUUUAGAGCAGACUACUAAACAAAAUGACCAGAAGAAUCAAAACUUUUAUUUUUGCUAAACAAACACUGUACCUGAGCUACUGUAACUACAAAAAAUGAUUGUAGGGAAAAACUUUUUCUAGAAAGGUAUAUGCAAACUUUAAAGAACCAAACCAUUUGAUGUCUUUGAUCACUGUUUCAUGAGAUUUAGCAGCAAUUAGUUGAUAACUGCUCUAAUAAGUGCAAGUAUGUUUCCGUGACAUUGGUGUUCCCCGAGUACUGUAUCUGGAAUCCUAGUUAACUAAUGGUGGAAAAAGUAGUGAUGCAUACUUCUUUCAGAUUUAAUAAUAUCCACAGUAUUAAAACAUGUUUGAAAGGAAUGAUAUUUUUAUCUGUAUGUUGCCCAAGAUUACAUUUAAAUAAUUUCUUCACAAAUGGCACUGAUAGUGAUGUUUGUAGCAGUGGGAGGGAAUUCCUUUGAAGACUGGGGGCAGGCUUUCAAAACUCUUGUUAAGCUUCAUAUUCUGAAUAAUAAACUAUCGUGAAUGCAUACAAUCUGAUAGGAAUAAAAUAACAGUACACUUCACAAUAUGUAUAACGAUUAUCUAUUUGAAGAGCUAAUGGAAUUGAAGUCAAUAAAUUUUUUUUUUAACAGACUAAAGACAGUGUACAUUGUGUCGAUUUAGUACUCUCACAACCAGUAUUUUUACUUAUUUGAAACUGCCUAAUGGUAAUAAAAUCUUAUUAUAAAGGUUACGAAGUGCAGUACCAAUAUUCAUUUGCAGUUUAACUUCAUUAGAUUUAAGUUUAUAUUUUAAAUGCUUGUCUAAAAUAAAAAUAAAAACUUGGA
This is a messenger RNA of Acipenser ruthenus (sterlet), 2391 nucleotides long. RefSeq names its product centrosomal protein of 41 kDa-like. Lineage: Eukaryota; Metazoa; Chordata; Actinopteri; Acipenseriformes; Acipenseridae. Gene Ontology annotation, cellular component: ciliary basal body. The coding region runs from base 87 to 1223 and encodes 378 amino acids. The record is from RefSeq and is a predicted model, not a curated record. The transcript is spliced from 11 exons. Gene Ontology annotation, biological process: protein polyglutamylation; cilium assembly.